UCUAGCUCCUGGACUCAAGCAAUCUAUCUCCCUUAGCCUCUGAAAGUGCUGAUAUUAUAGGUGUGAGCCAUUGUGUCUGGCCAAAAGCCACUUUUCUAGUAGCAGCACUAACUGAAACUCAGUUAAAACUCAGGUGGGCCUAAAACCCUCUGAGAAAGCAGAUUGAGGCUCAGGCUGAUUUAUCAUGUAGCUGAUAAGUGGGGAGGCAAAAUUAAAUUCAGUGGGCCACAUUAUUCUAUCUCUAAAAAAUACCACCCACAUAAGUAUUCGAUCACAAGGGGUUCCUCCUCCCCCUACAAUAGAAUGGAAUGAGAAAUGUGUUUGUUGAUAGGUAGCUUUAAACCCAGCUAAAAUCUUAACCCGUAAAAAGCCCUUGACUUCCUCCUUUCUUACCAUGCCCUAAGAAUGUGACCUCUGAUGGUAAGAUCAGUAACCCGAAGAACUGAACUGAUACUUUGGGCCCAUUUUUAAAUUUAAUUACAAUUUUUAUCGAAUACUUUAUUAUUUUUUUUCUUUCCUGGCCAAAUUUAUUUCAGGAAUGUGCUUGUCUGAGACUUCUGAUGGCUGAGGUUUCUUAGGUACAUCUUGGGACUUGAAUGCAGAAUUUGAUGCAAUCUGGAUAGAUUAGGAAAUAUCUUCUCUAAGGUACUUAUUAGGUCUGGUUGACUUUGUAGAGCUGAUCCAAGAGCAGGCAAAUUGCUUCCAACAGACACAGUCCAGAAAAACAGCUCUGUAGCAAGCAUCUCUUGACACCACAGUAUAUUCUGGGUAGCUGCUCUGCAGUAAUGCAGCCCCGUCGUUCUGGGCAGUGUUGUUAUUCCUGCUGCAUAAUUAGCAACUGGUGAGAUCAUAGUCUGGGUAGGUUCUGGCAUUACUGAGGCAGGGGAGGGUUCGUAUCUCAUCACACAUGGCUCCAGCUCUGACAGCAUUUGUGCUGAGCAGAUUUGUGUCCUUCUGGAACUUAAAUCCAAGGAUGAAAUAAAAAGAUUUGUACCUAGGAAAUGGACUAUCUCAGACUCCUUGGUUGUAUGAAGACGUGUUGAAAACAACACUGCUUGCCACACUGAUAUAACCAGAAUAAAUGGUUACUCCUCUUGCUAUUUGUUUUCCCCUUGCUGAUUUCUUUAUAGAGGGCAAAGAUUGUAAAGCUACAAUGUCCUUGCACAGAGGAUGGUAACAGACCAGAUGACCCCUAUUUUAUGGAGAAGUAUGAGGCUGGGAAAGAUUCUGGGUUUUGGAGCCAUGCAGAUUCUAAUCUUGGGUCCAUUACUUGGUACCAAAUUUGACCUUUAUAGAAGCCUGGUGAGAUACUUUACACUUGUGAAGAUCUGGGUAAAGGGUUUUCCUGACUGCUAAUGUCCUUCAAAAUUGAGAGCAUAGAGCAGUAUUUCCCACAGUGUACUCUAAGCAUUAUAUGCACCCUAAAGUAACUUGGAAACAGUGGGUUCCACAAUCAGGUUUGUAGAAACACUGCAUUCUGUGUUCUCAGGCUUCACCAUCCUUAUUAGUAUAUGUAAAGCCUCUAAGAGGUUCCACUAUAGGCAAUUUUCUAAACCCUUUUGACAUAGCAGUCCUAUUUCCAUGUAAAAGCUAUUAAUAUCGGUAAGAUAUGCACUUUGGGAAAUGCCAGGCCUUAUUAUCACUAGGAAAAAUAAGCCGGUCUAGCCGGGUGCAGUGGUGCAUGCCUGUAGUCCCAGCUACUCUGGACGCUGAGGCAGGAGGAUUGCUUGAGCCCAGGUGUUCAAGACCAGCCUGGGCAACACAGUGAGACCCUGUCUCUAAAACAAAUAAAUAACUGGGUCUAGUCUUGGUUUAGGCAAAGCCUAAUUCUGCUUUUCUUUUUUUCCUUUUUUUUGCUAAUCAAACAAGCAGCAGUGAUAAUUGUGCUUUUGAUCUUAAGUUCUUCUCACUGGUCCCUUGGAGAGCUUUCUUGUGAUCAGAAGAGCAGCUACUAUGAUUCCUGGGCUAAUGAAGCCUAGACCCCAGCUGGAUUGGAAGCAGAGGCCUUCCCUCCACUGGGAAAGAAUCCUAAUGUACCUGGCUAGCUGGUGGUGAACAGGGGCUUUGGGGCCAACUUGGUGGGCUCCCCAAGGAAACCCCUUUGAAACCAAUGGAUGCAUUCACGGGCUCGGGUCUCAAGAGGAAGUUUGAUGAUGUGGAUGUGGGCUCAUCAGUUUCCAACUCAGAUGAUGAGAUCUCUAGCAGUGACAGUGCUGACAGCUGCGACAGCCUCAAUCCUCCUACCACUGCCAGCUUCACACCCACAUCCAUCUUGAAGCGGCAGAAGCAGCUGCGGAGGAAGAAUGUACGCUUUGACCAGGUGACUGUAUACUACUUUGCCCGGCGCCAGGGUUUCACCAGCGUGCCCAGCCAGGGUGGUAGCUCUUUGGGCAUGGCUCAGCGCCAUAACUCUGUACGGAGCUACACACUCUGUGAGUUUGCCCAAGAACAGGAGGUAAACCAUCGAGAGAUUCUGCGUGAGCACCUGAAGGAAGAGAAACUCCACGCCAAGAAAAUGAAGCUGACCAAGAAUGGGACGGUGGAGUCGGUGGAGGCCGAUGGUCUGACACUGGAUGAUGUAUCAGAUGAAGAUAUUGAUGUGGAAAAUGUGGAGGUGGAUGAUUACUUCUUCCUGCAGCCUUUGCCCACCAAACGGCGACGGGCUCUGCUGAGGGCUUCUGGGGUCCACCGCAUUGAUGCUGAAGAGAAGCAAGAACUUCGAGCCAUCCGCCUGUCUCGGGAAGAAUGUGGUUGUGACUGCCGACUGUAUUGUGACCCAGAAGCGUGUGCCUGCAGCCAGGCUGGGAUUAAAUGCCAGGUGGAUCGCAUGUCCUUUCCGUGUGGCUGCUCCCGGGAUGGCUGUGGGAACAUGGCUGGGCGCAUUGAAUUUAAUCCAAUCCGGGUCCGGACUCAUUAUCUCCACACCAUUAUGAAGCUGGAGCUGGAGAGCAAGCGACAGGUGAGCCGCCCAGCAGCCCCAGAUGAGGAGCCCUCCCCCACUGCCAGUUGCAGCCUGACUGGAGCACAGGGCUCUGAGACCCAGGACUUCCAGGAGUUCAUUGCUGAGAAUGAGACAGCAGUGAUGCACCUGCAGAGUGCAGAGGAACUGGAGCGGCUCAAGGCAGAAGAAGAUUCCAGCGGCUCUAGUGCCAGUCUGGACUCGAGCAUCGAGAGCCUGGGUGUGUGCAUCUUGGAGGAGCCCCUGGCUGUCCCCGAAGAGCUGUGCCCAGGCCUUACAGCCCCCAUUCUCAUCCAGGCUCAGCUGCCCCCAGGCUCCUCUGUCCUAUGCUUUACCGAGAACUCAGACCACCCAACUGCCUCAACGGUGAAUAGCCCAUCCUACUUGAACAGUGGGCCCCUGGUCUAUUAUCAAGUGGAGCAGAGGCCAGUCUUGGGAGUGAAAGGAGAGCCUGGUACAGAAGAAGGCUCAGGCUCCUUCCCAAAGGAGAAGGAUCUGAAUGUCUUCUCUCUCCCUGUUACCUCACUGGUGGCUUGUAGCUCCACAGACCCAGCUGCCCUCUGUAAAUCAGAGGUGGGGAAAACACCCACCCUAGAAGCGCUAUUGCCCGAAGAUUGUAACCCUGAGGAUCCUGAAAAUGAAGACUUCCGCCCUUCCUGGUCUCCCGCAAACCUCCCCUUCCGCACAGACAAUGAAGAGGGCUGUGGGGUGGCGAAGACCUCUCAGCAGAAUGAGGAUCGGCCCCCUGAAGAGUCUUCCUUAGAACUCCCUCUGGCAGUGUGACAGGUCCUGGAGGUCCUGCCUCUUACCCAUUCUCUAUUUAUUCCCUUAUUUUAUCUAACGCCAUUUCAAAACAAAACUGUAGAAGCAGCUGCUGCUCCCAUGUUGUUAUUGGGGUCUUUGGGGAAUGGGUGGGAAAGGAUUGUUUGAGUAUUUUUUAAAAGGGAAACAGUUCCAAGGAGACCAGCCCCAGCUUGACCUGGGGAUAGUCUUGGGCAGAGAAGGCUGCAUAGUGCUGAACACUGAGCUUUCUGGGCCACUGGAAGAAAGAACUAGGAUCUCACAGAAGAAGCUGGGUAACUCAAGCAGCUCUUCUUUCUAUAGGGACCAGAACACGAGAUUUGAAGAGCAUGGCAAAGCCCCUUCUCUCCCAAGCCCCAGCAGAGUACAAGCUCGUUUUUCUCAGUGGUUAUUCCGAUAUCCCAUUUUGGUAUGUCAUAAUACUUCAACUGGAAAGUCACCUGGUCAAGUCUAGGGAGGAGGGAGUGGAAGGGUCUCUGCUUCUGUACAAAAUCUCCAGGAUUUACAAAAAUUUAACCUGGUGUCCUUCAAUCCCCUAUUUGGUGAAUAAGUUAAUAUUUGACAUGUUUGGUGUUCUCUGACCUGUUCCCCACACUGGGGAUUCCAGGUCUGUAACUUGAAUUGCUUCUUCCACAUGUUCUUUAGUACUAGAGUUCAACUUG
Sapajus apella (tufted capuchin) is the source of this 4422-nucleotide messenger RNA. It is a transcript of the gene CSRNP2, whose product is annotated as cysteine and serine rich nuclear protein 2. Bases 2111 to 3742 code for a protein of 543 amino acids. The transcript is spliced from 5 exons. Gene Ontology annotation, molecular function: DNA-binding transcription factor activity, RNA polymerase II-specific; sequence-specific DNA binding. Lineage: Eukaryota; Metazoa; Chordata; Mammalia; Primates; Cebidae. Gene Ontology annotation, biological process: regulation of transcription by RNA polymerase II. The record is from RefSeq and is a predicted model, not a curated record. Gene Ontology annotation, cellular component: nucleus.